Messenger RNA from Anastrepha obliqua, 1318 nucleotides. RefSeq names its product carbonic anhydrase 2-like. NCBI's taxonomy places the organism in Eukaryota, Metazoa, Arthropoda, Insecta, Diptera, Tephritidae. Gene Ontology annotation, molecular function: carbonate dehydratase activity; zinc ion binding. Gene Ontology annotation, cellular component: cytoplasm. Bases 73 to 1005 code for a protein of 310 amino acids. The record is from RefSeq and is a predicted model, not a curated record. The transcript is spliced from 7 exons.
UGAAGUUUAGAAUAUCAAAUUUAAAAAAAUAUCAAAUUAAAAAAUGAAAAUAUUAAAAAAUCUGCGAACUGAAUGGUUUGGGCAUUAAGCUUAAGAGGAGGCGUUGGAAAGUGGAAGAGGUUCUCAAAUGCAAUCUGUGUAGAGAGAAUAAGGAUUAAUAAUUCAAAGGAUUCAAAAACAGCUCGGCCAAUUAUGGAACGGAAAUCUCCACAAUUUGAUUACUGUGACCCGAGUAGAUGGAGUGAUGAAUUCCCGACUUGCGGAGGACUCUCACAGUCGCCGAUAAAUUUGGAUAAUUUCAAUUCUCAGGCUGGAUCACUUGGGCCUCUUAUCUUUAAAAACUAUGCAAAACCUUUUGCUCAACCGCUCAGAUUGGUAAAUAAUGGCCGUACAGCUACCAUUAGAAUACCAGAAACUAGUCGCGGACCCUACCCAACCGUUACUGGUGGUCUAUUGCGAGAUGUCUACGAGGCGCAAUCGGUGCAUUUUCAUUGGGGCUCGCCGACUGGUGAUAAGGGCUCUGAGCAUGCUAUAAAUGGCCGUCGUUAUGAUGUCGAAUUGCAUAUUGUGCAUAAAAAUAUGAAAUACGGUAACAGAGAAGAGGCAAGACGGCAUCCAGAUGGUGUGGCUGUAUUGGCCAUUAUGCUGGAGAUUGUGGAUAAUCCAAAACAAGUCUAUCCGGGAUUAAACAAGGUUUUCAAUAAAUUACCAAGAAUUGUGGUAGCUGGAACGAAUGCAACUGUAAAUGAACAAUUAACUCUAAGCCAUUUUUUGGGUGACGUUGAUACCAAGAAUUUUUAUGCCUACAAAGGUUCACUUACCACACCACCCUGCUCGGAGGCAGUUACUUGGCACGUCUUCCCAAAACCCCUUUUAAUAUCGCGUGAUAUGAUCAGCAAAUUCUUCCAACUUAGACAGGAUAAUGGCACACCGAUUAUAAAUAACUUCCGGCCUCUACAACCAUUGAAUGGUCGUGCUGUAUACAGACGUAAAGGCGGUCGUUAGGUACAACUACAACUUUCCAAUCACAAUGGCGUUCCAGUUGGGAAGUGUUGGGCUUGGGCUAUCGGAACGACUCGGGCUUAUAUCCAGCCAAGGACUGACUAACACAGCAGCAUUCCGCAAGCAUUUGCGGCGAGUGUUUUAUGCUGUUACAAAAACAACCACAAUGGAUUUUAUUGGUCAAAACCUCCACCACCUAUAAUUUAGUGUAAUUUAUUUAAUAUUAAAGCGAUAGUAUAUAAUGCCAUGUGUUCAAACAAGAAUAUUAAGCCUAUAAAAUAUAUCGAAAAUAAACACAUCUUCCUCUUAGACUUAA